Messenger RNA from Botrytis byssoidea, 813 nucleotides. RefSeq lists its product as uncharacterized. The record is from RefSeq and is a predicted model, not a curated record. Lineage: Eukaryota; Fungi; Ascomycota; Leotiomycetes; Helotiales; Sclerotiniaceae. The transcript has a single exon. Bases 1 to 813 code for a protein of 270 amino acids.
AUGGCCGAACAGCGACAUGGGCCGCUGUCUGUGAUCCAUGCGGGCCUCAUGCGCACCGGUACACUGUCAAUGAAGCGCGCCUACGAGAUGCUCGGCCUGCGCGCGCAUCACGGCUUCGAGAUGGACUCGUGGGAUGACUAUGCGGGGCUAGAGCUCGCGGCCGAGGCCACGUGGCCGAGCGUGCCCGGCGCGCGGAAGCCCGUGCCCCCACCCUUCACCAGCGCCGACUGGGACCGGCUGUUCCCCAACUAUGACGUCGUCACCGACCUGGCCUCGCUCUUCGCCGAGGAGAUGAUCCGCGCGUAUCCCGAGGCCAAGGUGGUGGUAGUGCAGCGGGAUUUUGACGCCUGGUGGACCAGCUUCGCGAGCGCCGUCCUAUCAAAGGACAUCCCGGGCAACCCACUCGCCUUGGCGUUGGUCCACGCCCUCUAUCGGGCAGCCGGGACGCGCGUGUUCGACGCCGUCUCAAAGAUGGUCAACGGCGCCUUUGGCACGCAGUCGUACCGCGACAUCACCACUGAGAAGGCGAGAGCCUUCUACGACGCAUACUACAGCCGCAUCCGCCAGAUGGUGCCCGCGGAGCGGAGGCUCGAGUAUAGUUUAAGCCAGGGCUGGGAGCCACUGUGCCGCUUCCUCGACAAGCCCAUCCCAAAUGCGCCAUUCCCCCGUGUCAAUGACAGUGGCGAGAUGCAGCGCCGAAAGAUGAGUGAGUUCGGGAGGAUUGUGUUCCAGGUCGGGCGCAACAUACUGCCUUACCUUCUUGGAGGAGCCGGCGCCGCGCUCUCCGUCUGGCUGUAUAGCGUCUCCAAGUAG